Molecule: messenger RNA, 4122 nt
Organism: Abrus precatorius (Indian licorice)
Lineage: Eukaryota; Viridiplantae; Streptophyta; Magnoliopsida; Fabales; Fabaceae
Exons: 2
Coding region: 64-1221 (385 amino acids)
Source: RefSeq, a predicted model, not a curated record
AUAUAUAUAUUUUGAAUUCCAAGGAAAUACAACACAAAGAUCAGAGAGUGAAAAAAGAAAAAAAUGUAUGUGACAAGACCAGUAUCAAUGUACAGGAGGAAUCCUGGUGCUCUUUCAGAACCUCCAUCAGGACCAAAUUCAGGUUUUCUUGUGAUCUGGGAUGAACCUCCUACUUACACUUGUUUCGGUUUGUGUGAGGACCCCAGAAUCAAGCAUCUUCCAUUUCCUCAGGACAAGAACUUGACCAUAAGCUAUUCAGUUAACCAAGAUACUGAAUACUAUGAUAAAGUCUUGUUCAUUCCAGUUCUGAAUAAGCCCUUGUCUUCAAACCAGUACCAUGUGAUAAGAAGGCAAGGGAGACAUCAAGGCCAAGCAAGCACAAGCUCAAAGGAAGAGGACAUGGGAACUUGUUUAUGCUGCAGCUUUGCAAGGGAUGUUAAACCAGCACCUUUGGACCCCUCUGAUGAUUAUCAGCAGGUUGAAAUAAUAAUUGUGAGUCACGGUUUCCAAGCAAAGUCUGUUGCUUCAGAUGGAAUUCCUCCUGACUUCUUGAGGAGAAAAGGUUGGAAGGUUGCGGCUAAAACUCCGCGCAAUUACCAUUUGAAAGAAGCUUUGGGCUGCAACGAUUCCUUACGUGCCACGCUACCGGAUUUCAACUUCCCAUUGUCCAAUGAUUGUUCUAAAUCUGUGGUUGUUGGGAAGUGGUACUGCCCUUUUAUGUUUGUGAAGGAAGGAAUGAGAUUGAAGGAGCAGAUGAAAAAGUCGGUGUUCUAUGAGUUGACACUUGAGCAAAGAUGGGAAAAGAUAUUUUCAAAGGAAAAUGGUGACAAUGGAAAAGAUCAUUCUGUGCUUGUGGAUAUUGCGGUUCAAACAGAAGUUGCCAAGGUUGUAGGAAGGGAAGCUGUUUGGGAUGAAAAUGCUGUGGUUGAUAGGGUGUUGUGGUUUAGGAGUGUUGAUGAUGUGGGAAGAGAGAUCAGUGUUGGAUUGAGCUUGGAAGUGUUUGAGAGAAUGAAAUGGGAGCAAGAAAGGGUUGGAUGGAAAGCAAGUAAUGAAAGGCAAGAGAGGGUGGCAAGAGUUGAGGAGUUUAGUGGAACAAACAAGUGGGAAAAUUUUAGUUGUUAUGCGCUGGUGGAGAGUUUUGUAUUUAAGAGAAUGGAUGGAAGUUUGGUGCUAACGUAUGAUUUCAGGCACAUGCACCAAAUUAAGUGCAAAUGGGAAUGAUCCAAAAGACUGAUUGUUCUAUUAAGUUCACAAUCAGAAUAUAGUUUGAACUUUUAAGUUCCUUCUGCUUGAAUAUAUGCUUUAUAUAGUUUUGUAGAGAAUUAUAGACCAAGGAGAUACUUUGUAUAUGCAAGAAUAAUCAUUGUUAAACCCAUAUUUGUGUGUGUAUAAUUUUAUACUGAAUGUAUUUCUAUAGAUUACAUUGCUCAUAUGUAAUUAGCUUAUGGUUGUGUUGUGGAUGUGUGUGUGUGUGUGUGUGUGUGGGUGUGUGUGUAUACCAUACAAAUAUAUAUACAUCCUCAAAACUCAUGAAUCUAUGAAUGCGCUAUUAGCUUCAUAUGUGGAUUACAUCCCCAUAAUUUGAGACUUAAAUCUUGCUCUACAUCGCCUCACUUCCAUUCUCAUCCUUCAUUGCUAAGUUGUGUUUCGGUGUGAUCAACCAUUGACCUCUUCAACCAUCUCCCCUCCUCCAGUCUAUUUUUGGAAAACACCGUCUUUUUGGCCUGCCAAUGCUUCUCUUAUACCAAUACAACUAGGAUUUCUUUACUCGGAUUCAUUCAUUCAGAUAUUUUAACUUUUUUAUACUAAAAUCCUUCCAGCAAAAUUUAAAGCUUUGUUCGACCUUAACUUUCAGAAUUUACAUGAUUAAACUUUAAUAUUAAACUUUAAUAAUUUUGCUGGUUAAAUCACCAGUUUUGAUUUUAAAAAUGUUAAUAAUAAGAGGCAUUUAAUAUAUGCCUUGUUUCAGUUUUAUUUUUUAAUAUUUUAUCUUUUCACAUACAUACAUACAUCUCGAAAAUAUAUUUUAAAAUUGAAUAAAACAAUCUUUUAUUAUCUUAUUAUACUGUUCACAAACCAUUUUCCUUUCUUUUCUUUUUUGGAAAUUGUAGUCUUAUCAACAAUCCCCCUUCAUACAUAACACGUAUAUAGAUUCACACUUCUUGCAAGGAUUGAUCCAUGUUGUUCAUGGUUAAUCGAACAUGAGAUCCCAAAAACUUAUGCCUAACUACUUCAUCAUUUUAACUAUUUCCCAAAUCCAAGUAUUAAUCAUCCUUAACAAGCUGCAGGCGUCCCUGCUUCAGGAUCCAUAGAAUAGAAAUAGACAACAUAUCAUAAUUAACAACAUUAAAUAGAUAGAUACAAGGUUGAAAUAUUGAAAGGACCAAAUCAAAGAUAAUGGAAAAAUACUACAUGAAAAUUUCAAAGAACCAACACUCACACAUUUAUAUACGUCAUUGACUCAUUGUCAUUAGUCAAAUUAAACGGUGUUUACAAUGAGCCUUGAACAAGUAACCCAAUUAAUUAUUGAUCGUGGUCCAUUCAAACGGUUGUUCGAAAUUAAUUACAUGGAUAAGAAGCACACUGCACACCUAGCAUUUUAUGUUCUUGGAACAAUGUAUAUAAAUCAACAUGAGUGCAUACAAAAUAUACAUAGAAAAUAAAAGCAAACAACAAAUAUUAAGGUGUGAACAGUUUUUAAGUGUGAGAGAAAAUGUAUAUGACAAGACCACUAUCCAUGUACAAAAGGAAUCCUGCUGCUCUUUCAGACCCUCCUCCAAUAGGGCCAAAUUCAGGUUAUCUUGUAAUCUUCGAUGAAGAAGCUCAGACAUACUCAUGUUUCGGUUUGUGCAAGGACAACUCGAUUGAGGAUCUUCCUUUUCCUCAGAAUAAAAACUUAACCAUCAAUUAUUCAAGCGACGAUGAAGAAGCCUUGUUUGUUCCCGUGUUGAAUAAGCCACUCUCUUCGAACCACUACUAUGUGAUAAGAAGGACGGGGAAGCAUCAAGGGUAUGGAUAAUCACUUUUCUAUAUAUAUCAAUUAACCUUCAUACUAUUUUUUUAAACUAUGUGCGUGUUUAAUUUAUUUUUUUCUCUAAUUUUUUUAAUUAAUUUAUAAAUAAAUCGAAAAUAAAUUUUUAUUUAUUUAAAAUUAAGCGUUAUUAAAUUGAUUUCAGUCAAGCUAGCACCAGUUCAAAGGAAGAGAACAUGGACACUUGUUUAUGUUGUAGCUAUGUCCGAGAUGUAAAGCCAAAACCUUUGGAUCCCUCUGAUGAUUAUCAACAAGUUGAAAUAAUCAAGAAGAAUUAUGGUUUCCAUGCAAAAUCCGUUGCCCCAGAUGGAAUUCCUCCUGGUUUAUUGAGGGAAAAAGGUUGGACAGUUUAUGCUCAAAGUCCUAACAAUUACCAUUUAGGGGAAGCUUUAGGCUCCAAUGAUUCCUUGCGUGCCAAGUUUCCAGAUUUUAACUUUCCAUUGUCCAAUGAUUGUUCUAAAUCUGUGGUUGUUGGAAAGUGGUAUUGCCCUUUUAUGUUUGUGAAGGAAGGAAUGACACUGAAGGAGCAAAUGAAAAAGUCAGUGUUCUAUGAGUUGACACUCGAGCAAAGAUGGGAAAAGAUAUUUUCGAAGGAAAAUGGAGACAAUGGAAAAGAUCAUGCUGUGCUUGUGGAUGUUGUGGUGCAAACUAAAAGUGCCAAGGUUGUAGGAAGGGAAGAUGUUUGGGAUGAGAAUGGUGUGGAUAAUGAUAGGGUGAUGUGGUUUAAGGAUGUUGGAUCAAAGACAACUAGUGUUGGAUUGAGUAUGGAAAUUGUUGAGGGCAUGAAAUGGGAACAAGAGAAAGUUGGGUGGAUUGGUGGGAGGGAAAGGCAAGUGAGAGUGGAAAGAGUAGAAGAGUUUGGAGGAAUAAAUAGUUGGAACAAAUUUGGCUGUUAUGUGCUGGUUGAAAGUUUUGUGUUCAAGAGAAUGGAUAGAACAUUGCUCCUAACUUGUGAUUACAGGCACACACAUCAAAUUAGAUGUAAAUGGGAGUGAUUUUACACUACCGUUGAAUUUAUUGUUUUGUUUGACAGUGUUUCUUAUUGUGCAUAUAUUACGUCUUUGUUAUAAAAUUUUGUUCAAAUUCUGGUG